UAAGAGUGAUCAAUUCUAUUGAAGUUCAGCUACACAAUAUUCUCCACCAAUUCUCUCUCUUUAUAUCUCUCUCUGAUGAAGGGAACACUAAGAUACUUAGCAGGUAUUGCAGGGCCAAAUGGGUUUGGCUCACGAUCUACAGCAGAACAAGUUACACAACAUUGCGUUUUCCCUUACUCCCAUCUCACCGCCAUAAUCACUGGAGGAACAUCUGGGAUCGGUGCGGAAACAGCGAGAGUAUUAGCAAAAAGAGGGGUGAGAGUAGUGAUGGCAGUAAGAGAUAUGAAGAAAGCAGAAAUGGUGAAGGAGAAAAUAGUGAUAGAGAACCCAGAAGCUGAUAUCGUAUUAUUGGAGAUUGAUCUCAGCUCUCUGUCUUCAGUUGCCAGAUUCUGCUCUCAGUUUCUUUCACAAGAUCUUCCCCUCAACAUUAUCAUAAACAAUGCAGGGGUUUUCUCUCCAAAUCUUGAAUUCUCAGAAGAAAAGAUUGAACUGACAUUUGCUACAAACUUUUUAGGACAUUACUUAUUAACAGAGAUGCUGAUAGAAAAAAUGAUAGAGACGGCUAAGAAGAGUGGAAUAGAAGGACGAAUCAUUAACCUUACUUCAGUGAUUCAUAGUUGGGUCAAGCCUGAUUGUUUCUCCUUCCCUAAAUUACUACACCCCAUUAAGUAUAAUGGUACGAAGGCAUAUGCUCAGUCAAAGCUGGCAACAAUUUUACAUGCCAAAGCGUUGAGCAGGCGAUUAAAGGAUAUAAAUGCAAACGUAACGAUAAAUGUAGUCCAUCCUGGGAUUGUUAAAACAGGAAUUAUCAGAGCACACAAGGGUCUUUUGACAGAUUCACUGUUUUUGAUAGCUUCGAAGCUGCUAAAGUCUGUAAGCCAGGGCGCAGCAACAACAUGUUAUGUGGCAUUGAGUAACGAAACCAGAAGGAUUAAUGGAAAGUAUUUUGCCGACUGCAAUGAGGCAAAUUGUUCAGAAUUGGCGAAUGAUGAAUCUUUGGCUCUCCAGCUCUGCACCAACAGUCAUACCUUAAUCCAUGAUUAUUUGCAUCUAUCUCUUCCUAAUUCGUGUCUUCUGUAAAUCUUCUUAAUAAAUAUCUUUUCUUACUACAAAGAGAAUCCACCAAUUUAUUUACGUCAGCAUUUUCUUCAAGCAUCUAUACCAGGUGUAUGAUUAAAUACUAAAGACUCAUUCUCAUA
Molecule: messenger RNA, 1199 nt
Organism: Raphanus sativus (radish)
Lineage: Eukaryota; Viridiplantae; Streptophyta; Magnoliopsida; Brassicales; Brassicaceae
Product: short-chain dehydrogenase TIC 32 A, chloroplastic
Exons: 8
Coding region: 76-1080 (334 amino acids)
Source: RefSeq, a predicted model, not a curated record